This is a messenger RNA of Mollisia scopiformis, 1008 nucleotides long. RefSeq lists its product as uncharacterized. Gene Ontology annotation, molecular function: beta-mannosidase activity. Lineage: Eukaryota; Fungi; Ascomycota; Leotiomycetes; Helotiales; Mollisiaceae. Gene Ontology annotation, biological process: glycoprotein catabolic process. The coding region runs from base 1 to 960 and encodes 319 amino acids. The record is from RefSeq and is a predicted model, not a curated record. The transcript is spliced from 3 exons.
AUGGAAUUCCCUCAGAGGAAAAUAUACAAGAUAGUAGAGAGACUCUGUCCAGAUGUACAAUACUGGGCCAACUCACCCUGGGGCGGCGCUAAAGAAGCAAAUGACCCCACCAUAGGAGACAUCCAUCAAUGGGACGGUACGUUCUCUCGCUCAUAUCAAGACUACAAACACCUCUCUGGGCGUUUCGUAUCGGAAUUUGGAAUGCACGGCUACCCCGACAUGCGGACAGUCAACGAAUUCGUACCAAAUCCGCAGGACAGACAUCCCCAAUCACGCGCUAUCGAUUCGCACAAGGGCCAUCUCGCCGAGACACGAAUCGCGAGAUACCUCGCCGAGAACUUUAGAUAUAGCAACGAGCUGGAAAAAUUCGCGAAUGUGAGCCAGCUGAUGCAAAGCGAAGCCUACGGCUACGCCUGCCGCGAUUGGAAGCGCAAGUUCGGCGGCAAAGGAAAGGAGAGUUGCGCUGGACUUAUCAUCUGGCAGCUAAACGACGUCUAUCCCUGCACGAGCUGGGUUUUCUACACCAUUAAAAAAUCAUUCGCGCCUAUAUCUAUAGGUAUUGAACGCACGCCUUGGUCUCGCUGGAUCGACGACGAUCAUCCACGGAUGACCGAGAUUCCUUCUUUUGAGACCUUCGCGCACAACACGACGCCUUUUGAGAAGAAGUUUACGUUGUCGUUGAGCGCAUAUGACAUGUAUAAACACGAAUACAUCACCUUACCCCCGGAUCAUGCUGCACAGGAAGUAACUCUUGAACCGGGACAGAACACAGAGCUUGGUAGUCUGGCAAUGCUCAAGAGUGUCGGCGAAGAGAGUUUGAUUAUUCUCGCCGCUAGCCUGGUCAAUGACAAGAGAGAGGUAGAGGCACGGAUCGUGAAUUGGCCGGAACCUUUCAGGUAUUUGAGUUGGCACGAGGACACUAGAGUCUCUGUAGCAGUGAGAGAGCAGGGAGAGAGGUAGUUGUGGAGGCAAAAUAUCCGGUGAAAGGGUGCUUGCUGUAUGUGGGGU